Messenger RNA from Echinostoma caproni, 615 nucleotides. The record is from the annotation of a GenBank genome assembly. NCBI's taxonomy places the organism in Eukaryota, Metazoa, Platyhelminthes, Trematoda, Plagiorchiida, Echinostomatidae.
AUGGAUCAUAUGAAUUCAUUUGAUUCCCCGGUUCUUUCACGGGACCCGAAUGUGGUUCAGGAGAUAUUGAAUAGUGUGGAAGAACGGUACUACUCGAUGACUUUCGAUUCAGGCAAAUACGAGAUCGAAAGUCUUGCCGGACCGUCCUGCCGAGAAUUGUCCAAACUGAAGAUACGAUUACUAUUUUUGGACAAACAAAACAAAGCUGUAUCACGGCGUGUCUCCGAAUUGGUCCUCGAGAAGCAUCCAAUGUAUGAAGCUGAACUGAAUGGCGUGUUAUCAUUGCAAGCAGACAACUGGGAAACACUGGCCCUGUGCCGCCGGAUCCGCAGACCGAUUCAUGUAAAGUUGCAAGCUUUCGGCAUGCGCAUUGAGGAUUUGUUGGACGCGGAACUGCAAAUGAACUGUGAUAAUUUCUCCGAACAAUCCUACUGUACCGUACAACAAGCAUUUGAACUUCUUGGGAGCACGCAGACCACUUUUGCUCAAAUGCAGAUGCACUUCAUCGCUUCGAUCCAACGUCGCACUUUGACAAUCGUCCAGUCGUUUGUUUGCCCGUCCGCCGAUGAUUCCGAACAGCCAUGCUCGAGUCGGGAUUAUGCGGACAUGUGUCUG